AAGCUUCACCAUAGUUUAAAGGUUCUUGGAUUCUCUAUUGCUCUUUAUAUCGUUGUGAACUUCUACUUGUCACUUUUUUGCAGGAAGAAUAAGAGGAUCUCCAAGGGAAAGAAGGGAGGGAAGAAGAAGGCAGUUGAUCCCUUUGCCAAGAAGGAUUGGUAUGACAUCAAGGCACCAUCCAUCUUCAAUGUCAGGACUGUUGGAAAAACCCUAGUUACUCGUACUCAGGGCACAAAGAUUGCUUCAGAAGGUCUUAAACACAGGGUGUUCGAGUGCAAUUUAGCUGACCUUCAAGCUGAUGAGGAUCAAUCAUACAGAAAGAUCAGGCUUCGUGCUGAGGACAUCCAAGGAAGGAAUGUGCUCACCAACUUCUGGGGGAUGGAUUUCACAACAGAUAAGUUGAGAUCGUUGGUCCGCAAAUGGCAAACCUUGAUUGAAGCUCAUGUGGAUGUGAAGACCACUGACAAUUACACACUACGACUGUUUUGUAUUGGGUUCACAAAGAGGCGUCCUAACCAGGUCAAACGUACUUGCUAUGCUCAGACCAGUCAGAUUAGACAGAUUCGUAGGAAAAUGAGGGAAAUUAUGGUGAACCAAGCGACAUCUUGUGAUCUCAAAGAGUUGGUUCAGAAGUUCAUUCCUGAGGUGAUCGGGAAGGAGAUUGAGAAAGCAACUUCGAGCAUAUAUCCUCUGCAGAAUGUAUUCAUUCGUAAAGUGAAGAUUUUGAAGGCUCCCAAGUUUGAUCUUGGCAAACUAAUGGAGGUUCAUGGCGACUACUCCGAUGAUGUGGGUGUGAAGGUGGAGAGGCCGGCCGAGGAUGUAGCCAUGGACGGUGAAACUGAAGUUGCAGCGUAAGGUGCAAGGCUCCCUUGCUUCUCUUUAUUAAAUUUUUCUUGUCAACGAUUUUGCUAAGUGAUUUGUCAACGAUUUUGCUAAGUGAGGUUGUUCACAACUUGCGACGAAUGACACUGAGGAACUUCUCAUUAGUUGGAUGUACUUGAGAUUUAAUUUGUUUUCUUUUCUGAACUUUCUACUAUAUGAUGGCUAAGAUUUCGGAUGAGUUUGAGUUUUGUGGAACCCUAGCAUGGCUCCAUAGAGAGGAGGCAAUAUUUUACCAGUAUUUCAAAUUAGGGUUAAACUGAA
Molecule: messenger RNA, 1143 nt
Organism: Amborella trichopoda
Lineage: Eukaryota; Viridiplantae; Streptophyta; Magnoliopsida; Amborellales; Amborellaceae
Source: RefSeq, a predicted model, not a curated record